UAUGGGCAAUUCACCACAAGAAAUUGAUCUGCGUUGUGCACAUAACAAUUUAGUAAAGAGGUCUAUUGUAGAACAAUUACAAACUUUAUUUCAUCAGCACAAUCAAUUGAUUAUAUUGUUUAAAACUGCCCUGGAUCUGAUGCCAUCCGAUAAUCACAAAAUUGUAAUCAGAGCUGAUAAAACACCUGCAGGUCAACAUACAAGACGUUUUAAUGCACCAACUAUUGAUGAAGUUGCUAUCGUUGUAGUUGGAGAAAACUUGGAAUCCCGUGAUAUUGUUUUACGUCGUCGGAAUGAUCAAUUACAACGUAUAAAGGAAACACACCGCUCAUAUGAUGCACUGCAAUAUCCCAUUAUAUUUUGGCAAGGUGAAGAUGGCUACGAUUUCUCAAUAAAAAUGAUAAAUCCCAUUGCAGGUUCUGAAACCAACAAAAAAGUCAGUUCAAUGAACUAUUAUUCAUACCGCCUAAUGAUUCGGGAAAAUGAAGAUAAUCACAUAUUGAAAUGUCGGCGAUUAUAUCACAAAUAUGUUGUUGACAUGUAUGUUAAAAUUGAAACGGAAAGAUUAACAUUCAUCAGGUUGAAUCAAACCAAACUCCGAUCUGAAGAGUAUAUUCACCUUCGAGAUGCGAUUAAUACUGAUGGAAAUGCACAGAAUGUCGGUCGGAUGACUAUUCUUCCAGCAACAUACAUCGGAAGCCCUCGGCAUAUGCACGAAUAUGCUCAAGAUGCCAUGUCGUAUGUUCGUCAUUAUGGUACAGCAGAUUUGUUCAUCACAUUUACAUGCAAUCCGCAAUGGAUAGAAAUCAAUCAGGAGUUAUUCUCUGGGCAAUCACCCAUUGAUCGUCAUGAUAUUACAGCCAGAGUCUUUAGACAAAAGUUGAAAUCUUUAAUGGAUUUCAUCGUAAAACAUAAUGUGUUUGGUGAGACACGCUGCUGGAUGUAUUCUGUGGAGUGGCAGAAACGAGGAUUGCCACAUGCACACAUUUUGAUUUGGUUGGUUGAAAAUAUAAGGCCAAAUGAAGUUGAUGCAGUGAUAUCAGCUGAAAUCCCUAAUGUACAAGUAGAUCCUGGAUUGCAUGAGGUAGUUAUCAAAAACAUGAUACAUGGUCCCUGUGGAACUCUUAAUCAAAAUUCACCGUGUAUGAUGGAUGGUAAAUGUUCAAAACGAUAUCCACGGACAUUAAUAUCGGAAACAAUUACUGGUAAUGACGGUUAUCCAUUGUAUCGUCGCAGAUCGACAGCAGACAAUGGAAAAUCAACAAUUGUCAAAUUAAAUCAACAAGAUAUUGAAAUAGAUAAUCGUUGGAUUGUUCCAUAUUCACCCAUUUUAUCAAAGACAUUCAAAGCACACAUCAACGUUGAAUCUUGCCAUUCAGUGAAAUCUAUUAAAUACAUUUGCAAAUAUGUAGCCAAAGGGAGUGAUAUGGCUGUGAUUGGAAUUGGUGCAGAGAAUUCCAAUGAUGAAGUUACCCAAUACCAAAUGGGCCGCUAUGUCAGUAGUAAUGAAGCAGUUUGGCGAAUAUUUUCUUUUCCUAUUCAUGAGAGACACCCUUCUGUUGUUCACUUAGCUGUGCAUUUAGAAAAUGGACAAAGAGUGUAUUUUACAGCACAGAACGCAGUACAAAGAGCUGCUCAGCCACCAUCUACUACAUUAACCAGUUUUUUUGAGACAUGCCAAAACGAUGAUUUCGCACAAACAUUGCUAUAUUCUGAAAUGCCAAAAUAUUAUACCUGGAAUCAAUCCUCAAGGAGAUUUAUACGACGGAAACAAGGAAAACCAGUUCCAGGAUAUACAGAUGUAUAUUCCACCGAUGCGAUUGGCCGGAUUUAUUCAGUACAUCCAAGCAAUGAUGAAUGUUUUUACUUACGACUGCUAUUAGUCAAUGUACGUGGCCCAACAUCAUUCCAACAGUUACGAACUGUUGAUGGUGAAUUGUGUGUAUCCUACAGAGAAGCCUGUCAACGUUUGCAAUUGCUUGAAAAUGACGCUCAUUGGGAUCAAACUCUCAAUGAUGCUGUAAUAUCAUCACACGCUCAUCAAAUACGAACAUUGUUUUCUAUAAUCAUAUCUACAUGCUUCCCAUCAAGCCCAAUUGAUUUGUGGAUCAAGUACAAAGAUUAUAUGUGUGAUGAUAUUUUGUAUCAAAUACAGAAUAGAAUGGGAAAUCCAAAUAUACAAAUCAGUGAAGAAAUUUACAAUGAAGCAUUGAUUUCAAUUGAGGACAUGUGCUUGAUAAUGUCAAACAAACUAUUAAUUCAAUUAGGCCUGACCGCGCCCAAUCGUCCAAUGCAUGACGCUUUUAACCAAGAGUUGCAUCGAGAAAGACUGUAUGAUCUCAACGAUUUGAAAGAAUUAAUUCAAACAAAUCUUCCACUGUUAAAUGAACAACAGAAGUAUGUAUUUGAAACUCUUAUGAAAGUAACAAAUGAUGAAACUGGAGGGAUUUACUUCUUAGAUGCACCUGGUGGUACAGGAAAAACUUUUUUGAUUUCAUUAAUAUUAGCAACAAUUCGCUCACAAAAUAAAAUUGCACUUGCACUCGCUUCGUCGGGAAUCGCAGCAACUUUGCUUGAAGGUGGUCGAACAGCCCAUUCAGCACUAAAAUUGCCAUUAAAUAUGCAUAGCAAUGAAACUCCAACCUGCAACGUUUCGAAGAACUCUGCAAUGGCAAAGGUUUUGCAGCAAUGUAAAUUGAUUGUUUGGGAUGAAUGCACGAUGGCACAUAAAAAAUCUUUGGAGGCUUUGGACAGAACCUUAAAAGAUCUACGGAGCAAUAAUAACCGAUUUGGUGGUGCAAUGAUUUUAUUAGCAGGAGAUUUUCGUCAAACAUUGCCGGUGAUUCCACGAUCAACGCCAGCUGAUGAACUCAAUGCAUGUCUAAAGUCCUCCAGUUUGUGGAAACAUGUCAAAGUACUUCAUUUAAGCAAGAAUAUGCGUGUCGAGUUGCAAAAUGACCAAUCUGGAAACAUAUUCUCUAAACAACUCAUUGACAUUGGUAAUGGCAAAUUUCCUAUAGACAUGUUGACUGGCUGCAUUAACUUUCCUCUAAGUUUUUGUCAGUUAACUCGAUCAAAAGAUGAACUUAUUCAGAAGGUGUUUCCAGAUGUUUCUCAAAAUUACAGAAACCAUGAUUGGUUGAGCGAACGAGCUAUACUGGCUGCAAAAAACAUAGAUGUAAAUGAAUUAAAUUUCAAAAUUCAAGAACAAAUUACAGGCGAAUUGAUGAUAUAUAAAUCAGUUGAUUCGGCUACUAAUCAAGAUGAUGUAGUCAACUAUCCACCGGAAUUUUUAAACUCGCUGGAUUUGCCAGGAUUGCCACCUCACAAUCUUCAAUUAAAGGUUGGAUCGGUGGUUAUAAUAUUGCGAAAUAUCAACCAACCGCGUCUUUGCAACGGUACACGGUUAGCGAUAAAAAAAUUACUAAACAAUGUGAUAGAAGCAACUAUACUCAAAGGAAAGUAUAAAGGAGAAGAUGUUCUCAUACCGCGCAUCCCAAUGAUUCCGACUGAUGUGCCAUUUGAGUUUAAACGACUACAGUUUCCAGUGCGUCUUGCUUUUGCUAUGACUAUAAACAAGUCCCAGGGGCAAUCAUUAAGUGUUUGUGGUAUUAAUCUAGAAAACCCAUGUUUCUCACAUGGUCAAUUGUAUGUUGCCUGUUCCCGUGUUGGAAAACCAUCAGAUUUGUUUAUCUAUGCGCCAGGUAAUCAAACAAGAAACAUCGUAUACCACAAAGUACUACAAUGA
Molecule: messenger RNA, 3748 nt
Organism: Aphis gossypii (cotton aphid)
Lineage: Eukaryota; Metazoa; Arthropoda; Insecta; Hemiptera; Aphididae
Exons: 2
Coding region: 2-3748 (1248 amino acids)
Biological process (GO): DNA repair; telomere maintenance
Molecular function (GO): DNA helicase activity
Source: RefSeq, a predicted model, not a curated record